Messenger RNA from Pelobates fuscus (common spadefoot toad), 2647 nucleotides. It is a transcript of the gene NFE2L2, whose product is annotated as NFE2 like bZIP transcription factor 2. The transcript has 5 exons. The record is from RefSeq and is a predicted model, not a curated record. NCBI's taxonomy places the organism in Eukaryota, Metazoa, Chordata, Amphibia, Anura, Pelobatidae. Gene Ontology annotation, cellular component: nucleus. Gene Ontology annotation, molecular function: RNA polymerase II cis-regulatory region sequence-specific DNA binding; DNA-binding transcription factor activity, RNA polymerase II-specific. The coding region runs from base 176 to 1945 and encodes 589 amino acids. Gene Ontology annotation, biological process: cellular response to oxidative stress; regulation of transcription by RNA polymerase II.
UCCUAUUGGCCAGCGGGCUGUAACCGUUUGACUUUGGCCGUUCUUGCCGUACUUUCCUGUCAGAUCGGCACUCGGGACGGAGACAGCGAGCGGAGCGGCCGGACACACGGAGACCGACACACUGCAUUCCGCGUAUAUUGGAUUACACACCCGGCCAGGGUUACGGGCCAACACCAUGACGGACAUCGCCACACCGCUCGCCCAGCACACACAGCAGGAUAUGGAUCUCAUUGAUAUCCUUUGGAAACAAGACAUUGAUUUGGGAGUUGGCCGUGAAGUUUUUGACUAUCAACAAAGACAGAAGGAUUAUGAGCUUGAAAAGCAGAAAAAGCUUGAAAAGGAGAAACUAGAACAACUCCAAAAGGAACAAGAGAAGGCAUUUUACAUGCACCUGCAAUUGGAUGAAGAGACAGGCGAAUUCAUUCCUAUGCAACAUGCACCACCUGUGGAGAUAGCAGCAGUAGAAUCUGCAACACUUACCAAUUCCUUGCAGAAUAAGGAUAGUCUGGGAACAGAAUCCACCCUGUCUUCUGAGGACUUAAUUUAUCUUCUAACUGAUGCAUUCCCCUUUGCGGCUGAUAGUGAGCCAUACCAACCAUGGGUACCAGAGGCACCAAUUGAAGGCAACCAGAACUUUCUUUAUUCGGGACCAAACGUGGAAACAGACAGUUUGAAAAACACUGUUGCUGGUGGAGAGAAUGUCCAUGAAAUGGAACAGGCUUGGCAGGAAAUAAUGUCUAUUACAGAGUUAAAGGGUUUGAACAAUGAAAUGAAUAAUAUGAUCGAUUUGAGUAUGUAUUCAAAUACAGAAUGCCCGGCCAUGACAGACACUGCAAAUAAUUACAGCUUUCUCAAUCCAAUGCCGGCUAUUGAAAAACCAAUUAACAACAUUAUUUCAAAUCUCCCCAACAACUUAGGGGCCUCUUUUGCUACUGGAAUCCCUGACGUAAACACAAAUGCAUCCUUCAGCAUGGAUUCCUUCUGUGACAAUCUCUUGACCUUUAUCGACACAAAAUUGACCAAUGUUGUGCCUUCAGAAGUUGCUUCGAACCAGUGUCUAAAAGAACUUUUAAAUGACACAACUGACAUUAAAGACUUGUCAUUAUGUAAAGCUUUCAAUGGGAACAGUACACCAGAAUUUAACGAUUCUGAUUCUGGGAUUUCAAUCAACACAAGUCCAUGUGGGACAUCACCAGGACAGUCUAUGAAUUCCUCACACUAUGGUGAUGGUCAUUUUGGCUACAGUGAUUCCGAAAUGGAUGACAUGGACAGUGCGCCUGGAAGUGUACACCAGAUCCUUCCAGAAAAAAACAAAAGUACAAUUUCAGAGGAUGCAUUCUUUUCACUCUCACCUUUCAUACCACAAGACAUGGUUUCUUUCGAAAUGGAUGAUCUCGGCCCAUCCGCUAAUGACCUGGUUACUGCCCCUGGCCACUCAAAAGCUCCAUUUACUAAGGACAAGACAUUAAGUCGUCUGGAAGCUCGUUUCACUAGAGAUGAGCAGAGAGCCAAAGCUCUCAAAAUACCAUUCUCUGUGGAUAAAAUUGUUAAUCUUCCUGUGGACGAAUUUAAUGUAAUGAUGUCCAAACAUCAAUUCAAUGAAGCUCAGCUUGCCCUCAUUAGAGAUAUCCGGAGGCGUGGCAAAAAUAAGGUGGCUGCCCAAAAUUGCCGAAAGAGAAAAAUGGAAAAUAUAGUAGAGUUGGAAAACGACCUGGACACGCUGAAAUAUGAAAAAGAAAAAUUACUUACUGAGAAAGGGGAGUACAAUAACAGCCUUUUUCUUCUGAAAAAACAGAUUGGUACCCUCUAUAUGGAGGUCUUCAGUAAGUUACGGGAUGAGGAAGGAAAGCCAUAUUCCUCUCAAGAAUACUCUCUUCAACAAACAAAAGACGGAAAUGUUUUCCUUGUUCCCAAAGCAAAGAAGCUUGAGAUUAAGAAAGAGUAGUAGUGUGCUAGUUUUUGUAGUUUCUUCUUGUUCAUUUUGAAUCAUGCUUAGGGUGGGUAAAUGGGAUCUGCGUAAGGGGUAUAUAGCUCUCUCAAAACUAGCAUCCUUUUUACUUAAUAUGGACAAAACAAAGACUUCUUAAGAAAAGAAAAAAAAAAUUGCUAUGCCAGCCCAGUUCAAUUUAUUUUUUUAGACUGUCUCAGGAUUCAAUAUGUAUAAUCAAGUGUAAUAGAAAAUUUUAUUUUAAUGUAAUAAAUAUUUACUUUUGUUUUGUCUUUUUGUUUGUUUAGAGACUAAGUUUGAAAUGCUAAUUCCACAUUUAUGUGCUUUUACAAACUUUGAAUACAUUUUAAGUUUGCUACCCACCAACUAGAGCCAAAGCAAGCUUUCUUAUUAAUAUUCUCUCUAUCAUUAUUUGGCAUAGAGAGGUUAACUUUGUUCAUAGAUACUGACCCAUCUAUAACGCGAAUUAAACAGGAAGGGUUUUGUCUUUUCAUUUGGCCUUUUUAGGCCACAUUUAGUAAAAAAAAAUCUCUCCAGUUAUUCAGUAAAAUGGAAAUACAAUUAUUUUCAGUAGAAGUUAUCUUCUAAAGGUAACUAAAAAUGAGGGCAUUUUAACUGAACACGGGCUGUGUAUGUAUUGUGUACCAUGUUAUCUUCUUCAGACUGUGUGCACUCUGCAAAUAAAAUUCAGUUUAAAAA